This is a messenger RNA of Salvelinus sp. IW2-2015, 5324 nucleotides long. Its product is annotated as lysine-specific demethylase 5B-B. Gene Ontology annotation, molecular function: DNA binding; histone H3K4me/H3K4me2/H3K4me3 demethylase activity. The record is from RefSeq and is a predicted model, not a curated record. NCBI's taxonomy places the organism in Eukaryota, Metazoa, Chordata, Actinopteri, Salmoniformes, Salmonidae. Gene Ontology annotation, biological process: chromatin remodeling; regulation of DNA-templated transcription. Gene Ontology annotation, cellular component: nucleus; chromatin.
UACAACAUUCGUUUCGCUGUGCGUGUGUUUGACUGAACUGCCUCGUAUGUUGAUCCCGAUUGCCUUCUGGAGAACCUGACAUUGGAAAAUUAGAAGGAUAGACCUCCCGACAGAUCAUAGCAAGGUGACAUUGUUGUGAUCAGCCUACCUGUGUUUGAGCUCUAAGAUUGGACCACGAAGAUGACCCAGCCUCGGCCGGACGAGUUCAAGCCACCUCCGGAGUGCCCAGUCUUCGAACCAAGCUGGGAGGAAUUUGCCGAUCCUUUUGCUUUUAUAAAUAAGAUCCGUCCAAUUGCGGAAAAAACUGGCAUUUGUAAGGUCCGCCCGCCUCCGGGCUGGCAGCCACCAUUUGCAUGUAAUGUUGACAGACUGCACUUCACUCCUCGGAUACAGAGGCUCAAUGAACUGGAGGCACAGACCAGGGUCAAGCUUAACUUCUUGGACAAGAUUGCAAAGUUCUGGGAGUUGCAGGGGUGUUCUCUGAAGAUUCCUCAUGUGGAAAGGAAGAUAUUGGACCUUUAUCAACUCAACAAGAAUGUUGCAGAUGAGGGUGGAUUUGAUAUUGUGUGUCGCGACAGACGAUGGACGGCGAUUGCACUUAAGAUGGGCUUUGCUCCUGGCAAGGCUGUGGGCUCUCACCUACGGUCGCACUAUGAGAGAAUCCUCUACCCCUACAACCUCUUCCAGAGUGGAGCUAACCUCCUGGCACCAGAGCUUGCUUCCAAGCUGAUGCGUUUAGUGUCUGCCCCUGAACUUGACACGUUUGUCCAGAAGCCAACCCUGCCACUUGACACAAGUGACAAGGAGUACAAACCCCAUGACCUGGCCGAGAGGCAGCAGUUUGUCCAGCCAGCCGAGUCCUGCUGCAACAGCGCCCGCAGAGCAAAGCGGAUGAGAGCUGAGGUGGAUGCUCUUGUCGAACAGAGCCUCACACACUUGUCAGAAGAACUCCUCAUAAACCCAUCCGGUUGUGUGAAGAUCGAACCAGGAACUAAACCCUGUGAGAACAGACCAAAUCUGAGGAGGAGGAUGGGCUCCUUUGUUGCCAAGCCCGAGCCAGAAAAAGAAAUUCCCAUUCUAGUGAAACAGGAACCCAUUGAGCCGGUGAGCGAGGCAGAUGAAAACAAGUCUCGAUAUAAGAAAAAACCCAGUCUUGAUGUCCCACCUCCUGCAGUGAAUGUAGUGGACCUGUAUAUUUGUCUGGUGUGUGGCAGCGGGAGUGACGAGGAUCGUCUUCUGUUGUGUGAUGGCUGUGACGACAGUUACCACACCUUCUGUCUCAUACCCCCUCUAAACGACGUCCCCAAAGGAGACUGGAGGUGCCCCAAGUGCCUGGCUCAAGAGUGCAGCAAACCUCAGGAGGCAUUUGGUUUUGAGCAGGCAUACAGGGACUACUCUUUGCGGGCUUUUGGUGAAAUGGCAGACUCCUUCAAAUCUGAUUACUUCAACAUGCCAGUUCAUAUGGUUCCCACAGAGUUGGUGGAAAAAGAGUUCUGGCGCUUGGUGAGCACCAUCGAGGAGGACGUCACAGUGGAGUAUGGAGCGGAUAUAGCCUCCAAGGAGUUUGGGAGCGGAUUCCCCAUCAGGAAUGGAAGAUUUAAGGUUUCAGAAAAGGAUGAGAUGUACCUGAAGUGUGGCUGGAACCUGAACAACAUGGCGAUGAUGGACCCGUCAGUGUUGACUCAUGUCACAGCAGACAUCUGUGGGAUGACUCUACCUUGGCUCUAUGUAGGCAUGUGCUUUUCCUCCUUCUGCUGGCACAUCGAGGACCACUGGAGCUACUCCAUCAACUACCUGCACUGGGGGGAGCCGAAGACGUGGUAUGGAGCACCUGGCUUUGCUGCAGAACAGCUUGAGGCUGUGAUGAAGAAACUGGCUCCAGAGCUGUUUCAGAUUCAGCCUGACCUCCUCCACCAGCUGGUCACCAUCAUGAACCCCAACACCCUCAUGUCUCACGGGGUCCCUAUUUACAGAACAAAUCAGUGUGCUGGUGAGUUUGUCAUCACCUUCCCCAGAGCUUAUCACAGUGGUUUCAACCAGGGUUUCAACUUCGCUGAAGCUGUAAACUUCUGCACUGUGGACUGGAUGGCAUUAGGCCGCCAGUGCGUUGACCACUACAGACUGCUGCAUCGGUACUGUGUUUUCUCGCACGACGAGAUGAUCUGCCAGAUGGCCUCCAAGGCCAACAGUCUGGACGUGGUCCUGGCGUCGGCUGUCCAGAAAGAUAUGAAGGAUAUGAUCAGAGAGGAGCAGGACCUACGAGAUAAAGUCCGCAAGAUGGGGGUGAAGCAUUGUGAGCAGGCGGAAUACAAUCUCCUGCAGGAUGACGAGCGGCAGUGUGCCAAGUGUAGGACCACAUGUUACCUGUCUGCCAUCACCUGCCCCUGCAGCCCUGGCCGGCUGGUCUGUCUCCACCACAUCCAGGACCUCUGCUCCUGCCCCCUCACCAACUACACACUGAAUUAUAGAUUUACACUGGAUGAUCUGUACCCCAUGAUGAACGCGGUGAAGCAGCGAGCUGAGUUCUAUGAUGAGUGGGCCUCCCACGUGACAGAGACUCUGGAGGCUAAACUGGACAAGAAAAAAAGCUUGUCAGUCUUCCGCUCCCUCAUCAAUAAAUCAGAGUUGAAGAUGUUCCCUGACAACGACCUCCUGCGUCAGCUCCGUUUAGUCACACAGGAUGCAGAGAAAUGCUCCUCAGUUGCCCAGCAGCUACUCAACGGCAAAAGGCAGACCAGGUAUCGCUGUGGUGGAGGGAAGACACAGAGCCAGCUGACUGUGGAGGAGCUGAGGUCAUUUGUCAGGCAACUGUACAACCUCCCAUGCAGCCUUCCCCAAGCCCCCAAAUUAAAGGAGCUCUUGAAUUGCAUCGAAGACUUCCAGCAACACAGUGAGAAGCUCCUGGCAGACGAGACCACCGGCACAGCAGAGAUCCAGAGUCUUCUAGACGUUAGCUUUGACUUUGACGUGGAGCUGCCUGAACUUCCAUUACUACGGGAGAGGCUGGCACAAGCCCGCUGGCUAGAGGGGGUGCAGCAGGCCAGCACCCAGCGCUCCACCCUGACCCUGGAGACCAUGCGGAGGCUGAUAGACCAGGGCGUGGGUCUGACCCCUCACCCCUCUGCGGAGAAGGCCAUGGCUCGCCUGCAGGAGCUGCUAACUGUGUCUGAACACUGGGAGGACAAGACCAGCAGCCUCCUCAAGGCCAGUUGCCUAUAUGUGAAGCUACUUAGACUAAAUGAUCCAUCAGUGGUCAGAGGAAAACGUUGCAUGGUUCACAACCAUCACAGCAGUUAUGUCUGCUUACAUCAGAAUUAUCAAAGGCCCCCCCUCUCUAUGGAAGCCCUCUCCGAAACAGCUGAGAAGGUGGCUGGUAUCCCUGCUUACCUCCCCAAUUGUCUGAUGCUGAAGGACUCCAUCAGUAGGGCCAGAGAGUGGCUUCAGGAAGCUGAGGCACUUCAGGAUGAAGAUUCCAUUCCAUUGUUUUACAACCUCUCUGAUAUGGUUAUCCGAGGACAAGACAUCCCAGUCCAGCUUGGCCCUCUAAAGCAGCUGGAGUCCCUGGUGGCAGAGGUGCAGGCCUGGAAAGAGUCUGCAGCUAAAACUUUCCUCAUGAAAAACUCUCACUUCACUCUGCUUGAGGUUCUGUGUCCAAGAUGUGAAGUUGAAGCAGGUUCUCCGAAAAGGAAGUCCAAAAAAGCUAAAGACAUCACUCAGCACAGCAAGAAGAAGAUGGUGAAGCUUGACUGUCUCAGUGAUGUGGAAAAAGCCCUCUCAGAGACCAAGGACUCUGCUUCUGCUCUGGCAACUCUCGGGGAGGUGCGGUUACAGGAGAUGGGGGCCCUCUCCUCCCUCCGGGCAGCUAACGAGUCCAAGCUCCUUCCCACGGCAGACUGCAUGGGCCUGAAGGUGUGUGUGUGUCAGAAUCCCCCCAUGGGAGCCAUGUUACAGUGUGAGCUCUGCCGGGACGCCUUCCACAGCGUGUGUGUGAGGGCUUCCUCAGACUCCCGUUCAGCCCAGGCCUGGCUGUGCCCGCACUGCCGACGCUCUGAGAAGCCCUCCCUGGACAAGGUCCUGCCCUUGCUGGCAUCGCUGCAGCGUAUCCAGGUGCGUCUGCCGGAAGGCGAUGCACUUCACUAUUUGGUUGAGAGAACAGUCAGCUGGCAACAGCGUGCGCGACAGGUCUCUUCCUCCUGUGGACUACCAGACCUGGAGGAGAGCUUUGCAACUCCACCAUCUCCGGAUGGAAAGCUAACAUGUUUAACUCCAGAGUGGAACAGGACAACUCAUGAUCAGAUGGUCUUCUACACCGAGCAAAGAUGCAUUCCUCUGCAGGAUCUUAGUGUGGAGCUGGAGGAGUUGAUGGUGGAAGGGCUCCUGCUGCAGGUGUCUCUUCCAGAGAUCACACAGCUAUACCAUGUGUUACUGAACGGGCUGAGAACGCAUCAUACCAACGAACGCACAUCACUGCAAGAUGACGACCCUUCAGACUGUGACAAACUCAAGCAGUGCAACUCUCAGGGAAAAAGCUUUCCACAAAAGGAUGGGUUGAUAAAGGAAGGAGUGAACGGAGCAGAGAAGAAGGCUAAGCGACGCCUGGAGAGGGAGGCUGUAGAGCCAGAGCGCAGGGACAAGGCCAAGAAGCUCCAGAACAAGAGACAGAAAAUGAACAAAGAGAAGAAUCUGGAACGCAAGGCGGCGUCGACCUCCUCGUCUCACUCCGACUUCUCCCAGUCAGAUGACUCUGAAGAGGAGAUGUGUCCAGCAGAGGGAUGCCAGCAACCUGAAGGAGAUGAGGUCGACUGGGUCCAGUGUGAUGGCAGCUGUAACCAGUGGUUCCACCAAGUCUGUGUGGGUGUGACAGCCGAGCUGGCUGAGAAAGAAGACUAUGUGUGUGACAACUGCACAAUAAGCGAUGGUCGCUGAGGAAAUGAGGAGAGACUGGAUGGGGAGUUUACUCCGUUAGCAACUCAGUCACACAAGUCAGGAUGUGUCACAGACCCUGCCCUCAUACCCCGCCCACCCCAACCCUUCUUGUCCCCAUCCCCUUUGUAACAACGGUGCUAUCUGCUCUUUAUUGGGUUGUUGUCCAGAACUAUACUGCUUGGUUACUUUUUUGUAUUUUACCUAUUUUUCUUUCCUCCUCUGUUGGUGGUUGUGACAGAAUGUGGAUCAGUGUGCUGCAUGGGUUUCCAUUGCAUUGGGUGGUGCAAAGGAGUCAAACAAUAAGUUACCCUGUAAAGAUCAAAGGGGGUGUGGUAUAUGGCCAAUAUACAAUGGCUAAGGGCUGUUCUUACGCAUGAUGCAAUGUGGAGUGCCUGUAU